CAGAGGCGUCACAUGUGGAUAGCGAUAUCUUGGUAGGACACACCCAGCAUUGUGAUGAAGAUAUGCGGUAGUGAAGUGCGGAAUGAGAGUGGAAAUGGAUAUCCUGGUACCUUGUCAUAGAGCUUACAUAUAGUCUCCAUCAAAAAUCUACGUCUCACCUUGAUCUUUCUUGAAGAUACUCGUUGUCAAGGUCGCAGUUAUCCAGUUGCACCCCGGAAUUACCCUGAGUCUUGUUCCCCUCUUCCCACCAUGGCGCACACCACAACCAAAGAUGAAGCCAUCGACCAUAUUGAGAAGGUCGAGAAGGGCCUUGCGUCCUCGUCGUCAGCGUCCUCGGAAACACUCGAAACCAAGCUUGCGGCCUCUAUCCGCCACCGCAUCGACUUGAGACUCAUCCCCGCAUUAGGCGCCAUGUACGGCAUCUCACUCAUGGACCGAAAAAAUGUUUCCAACGCCGCCAUAGCUGGUAUGCUCGUCGACAUGCGCAUGGGUCGGGGUAUGGCCUACAACCUCGUUAACCUCUGCUUCUUUAUCACCUAUGUGCUUUUUCAGCCCUUGAUGAUCAUCGUUUGCCGAAAGAUCGGACCCCGAUAUUUCUUGCCGGGUGUUUGCAUUGCGUGGGGUGUGGUGAUUAUUGGCUUUGGCUUCACAAAGACGUGGGGUGGGCUAAUACCGCUGAGAUUGGUGUUGGGGUUAUUGGAGAGUGGGUAUUUUCCAGGGUGUUUAUAUUUGCUCAGUUGUUGGUAUACAAAAUGUGCCAAAUGGAAGGUGUUCAAGGUAUUCGAGGUUGGCGCUGGUAAGCAUAAGAUUCCCCUAGAACAUCCUAUCCGUCUCGAUAGGAUCUUCAUCAUCGAGGGGGUCAUAACGUGUGCGGUCGCCAUUUUCGCGAUAACCUUCAUAAUAAAAUUCCCGGACCAAGAGAAGAAAAAGCCAUCCUGGGGUUUCCUCAAACCGGGCGAAAUCGACAUCGUAAUUGACCGUCUGAACGCAGACCGCGGAGACGUUGAGGCCGAGAAAUUCUCCUGGAAGAAGUUCCUCGAGCCAGCCAAAGAUUGGUACAUUUAUGCGUUCGCCUUCAUCUUGCUCUUCGUUACAACGGUCGCCUACGGCUUCGCCUUCUUCCUUCCUAUCAUCCUGAGCACAAAGUUAAAAUUCAGCAUGGCGAUGAGCCAGUGUCUAGGUGCACCCCCCUACGCUGCUUCGGGCUUCUUGAUGUAUGGCGCUGCGUGGUUUAGCGAUAAAUACAAGACCCGAGGCCCCGUGCUCUGCUUCCUAUGCCUGGUCUCGCUGAUAGGAUUGCCGAUUAUGGGGUUUGUGAAGAACCCCUGGGGCCAGUAUGUUGGUGUCUUUAUUACGAUCUCAGGGACGAAUUCGGCGAUACCCUCGGUUAUGGCAUAUCAAGCGAACAAUAUCCGCGGGCAAUGGCGACGAGCGUUCUGCUCAGCAACAUUGACGGGUAUUGGAGGCAUUGGAGGUAUUACUGGAGCGCUCAUCUUUAGGACAGCAGAUGCGCCAAUGUAUGUACCGGGCUUCGCGGCUUGUAUGGCGUGCAAUGUACUGGUUAUCUUUCUAGUAGGCGUGUUGACAUUUCACUUCAGGAGGUGCAAUGCACAGGCUGAUCGUGAAGAGAGGGUGUUGCUGGGGGAUCCGUCGUUCAGAUUUACGAUCUAG
This is a messenger RNA of Cucurbitaria berberidis CBS 394.84, 1671 nucleotides long. RefSeq names its product MFS general substrate transporter. Gene Ontology annotation, cellular component: membrane. Bases 250 to 1671 code for a protein of 473 amino acids. Gene Ontology annotation, biological process: transmembrane transport. The transcript has 5 exons. The record is from RefSeq and is a predicted model, not a curated record. Lineage: Eukaryota; Fungi; Ascomycota; Dothideomycetes; Pleosporales; Cucurbitariaceae. Gene Ontology annotation, molecular function: transmembrane transporter activity.